AUGGCCAGCUGCUCUUUUACCAAAGCUUGUGUGGAGCGCGGUUUGGGUCUGGUUUUUAAUAAUGGGGAGGAGGAUUUUGGUGCCUGGUUUGAAGAUUUCUGUAAUUCUCAUUUGACUGAGAAUAUUGAGAAGUUGGCAAUGAUUCUUUGGAGUGUUUGGGGGGCCCGUAAUGAUUUAGUCUGGAAUGAUAAGGCUAUUUCUGUGGAAAGGGUUGUUUCAUCUGCAAUUACUUACCUUGAUCUUUGGAAAUUUGCUCAAAAUAUCAAUGGAGGAGCUUUGUCUUCUUCUAGUCAGCCUCGUGCUGGUGUUGAGCACUGGAUUAAACCAUCUUUGGGAGAGUUGAAGGUUAAUUGUGAUGCUGCUCUGUUUUCUGGAGAAAGGAGUCAUGGAUUGGGUUGGAUUGCCAGGGAUCAUGCUGGGCUGUGUGUUGCUGCGGCAGCUGUCAAACACCGAGGAGAUAUUGAUCCUGUUGUUGCUGAGGCGCUGUCCAUGAAGGAGGCUUUGAGUUGGAUUAAGGGCCCGUUUGGCACAGCUUUUGGAAAAGCUAAAAGCUGCUUUUCAAAAAAGCUGUGA
Cannabis sativa is the source of this 573-nucleotide messenger RNA. RefSeq lists its product as uncharacterized. The record is from RefSeq and is a predicted model, not a curated record. The coding region runs from base 1 to 573 and encodes 190 amino acids. The transcript has a single exon. Lineage: Eukaryota; Viridiplantae; Streptophyta; Magnoliopsida; Rosales; Cannabaceae.